ACAGUGAGGUAGUACGCAAACAACUUCAUCAUGCUCGUAUACAACGAGGGUUGUUGUCUUCCUAUUAUCCCGUUUGUGUGCUCGGUAGCUACAAAGCUUAACAAGAAUGACAGUGCUACUUUUGGAUAAACGCUUCAAGCGGAGAAACUGAAUAGUUAUUUUAUCCGACCAUUUAAGAUAUGCCAUACCGAAAGCCAUCGCUGUGCAAGUAGCUAGAAGGUACUGAGGCUAGCGAACAUUGGCUAAAUCUCGACGGUUUUUUCUCAUUCCCCUGUCUGUUGAGGCUGGAAAGUAACUUAUUAAUUAAUUAGCUAGCUAGCUAGCUAGUCAUUAAGUUCAAGCUCGUGCCCAGCCAGAAGAGGAUGAACUGGCUUUUCCCCUUAUCCAAGGGUUCUGGACCUCUCCCACCUCUCAAUAGCUUACAGCAACAAAGACAAAGGCAGAUCGAGUCACUCAAAGCUGCCCACUCCAGUUUAGCAGAGAUCCAGAAAGAUGUGGAGUACAGAAUCCCUUUUACAGUCAACAACUCAACUAUCAGCGUCAACAUCUUGCUUCCACCUCAGUUUCCCCAGGAGAAGCCAGCAGUCAGCGUGUACCCUCCAGUAGGACAUCACCUGGUAGACAGCAACAAUGGCACCAUGGUUACCAGCCCCCUCAUUACUAAUUUUGGAAUGCACUCAGAUCUGGGCAAAGUCAUCCAGAGUCUCCUGGAUGAGUUCUGGAAGAGUCCACCUGUCCUGAUGUCUGGCCCCACCGGCUUCCCUUAUAACAUGUUCAAGCCGUCGGGGAUGCCUCCCUACCCCACACAGGGCUUCCACUACGGGCCGCGCCUCGUGGGCCCCACCCCGCCCCACGUGGGUGUAGAGGGUGCUCACGUUCACAGCCCUCCCUGGGCAGCAGCCCCUGCCUACGGCCUCAUCACUGACCUGCCUCUCCCCGUACCUACCGCAGACUCCCAGGCUGGGUUGAACGGCCACAUGUACAAGAUGCCUGAGAUUCCUGAAACAUUUCCUGAGCUGUCUGAAAUGAGUGUGUCCCAGCUGAAGGACAUGAGUGAGCAGGAGGACGUGCUGCUGGAGUUGUUUGCGUGCCUGCCCCAGCUCAAACAGGUCACCACUGACAAGGAGGAGCUGGUCGACAGCAUCGUGGACAUGGCCAAGAAGAACCUGCAGCUGGAACCUCAGCUGGAGGGGAGGAGACAAGAAAUGCUGUUCAAGUACGAGCAGCUAACCCAGAACAAAUCGGCCUUUGAGACCAAGAUGCAGAGACAACACGACAUCAGUGAGAGCUGCAGUCUGAGUGCCCUGCAGGCUCGUCUGAAGGUGGCAGCCCACCAGGCGGAGGAGGAAUCGGAGGAGACGGCCGAGAGCUUCCUAGAGGGCAAGACGGACAUCGACGACUUCCUGGCCAACUUCAUGGAGAAGAGGACGCUUUGCCACAGCAGAAGGGCCAAAGAGGAGAAGCUGCAGCAGUCCAUCAACACACACGGACAGUUCCCUAGCAGCCACUAAGCCCCGCCCCCCUUCCCCUCACACACAUUUCUAAAAGGUAUGAAGUUUUAAUCUACCAGCAAGACGCCCCUAAAGAGAGGAGAAGCACAUCUUGGUGUUGAUAGACUUAAAGAAGCAACCAUUAUUGAAUUGUAACCCUGAACUAGGCUUUUGAACUCAUUUCAGUAUACAGUUUCCAGUGAUGAUGAUGGUUUUGCGACUGGUCUCAUAUAUAUAUAUAUAUAUACAUACAUAUAUACAUACAUACAUACAUACUUGAAUUUGGAUGAUGAGUUUGCUAACGCUGCCGAACACCCAACUACGAUGGAUACUGUAUUUAAAUAAUGUUAAUAAUAGGCUUUAUUAUAAUCAGACACCUUGUACUAUGUUAUUUAAUUUCUUUAGGUUAAUAAACCAUUUAGAAUAA
Molecule: messenger RNA, 1917 nt
Organism: Coregonus clupeaformis (lake whitefish)
Lineage: Eukaryota; Metazoa; Chordata; Actinopteri; Salmoniformes; Salmonidae
Gene: vps37a
Product: VPS37A subunit of ESCRT-I
Exons: 12
Coding region: 363-1511 (382 amino acids)
Biological process (GO): protein targeting to membrane; protein targeting to vacuole; ubiquitin-dependent protein catabolic process via the multivesicular body sorting pathway
Cellular component (GO): ESCRT I complex
Source: RefSeq, a predicted model, not a curated record